UUCCGGUGAAAGAGGAGAAGUGUCUCACACGAUUACUCUGACAAGGCCUAUCGUUACUUACCCGUAGGUAGUUAAACGGGGUUUCGGCGAUAGCCAUGGCUCUGUGAUCACCAUCAAGCCAGCUAAUUAACUUUUUAAGAAUCUGGGAGACGUCAUUAUAGACGCCGCUUUGACCAAACGCCACAUCGUCAGAGCCACAGGUUUGAACGUUACUGCCAGCUAGUUAGCUCGCUAGCUAAAGACGCAGCUAGCUAUUCGCCAACCAAGCACCUCUAAAUUAGGUCCUGGUGUCUAUUUCAAGAUGUCAACUGCUGGGUUUAACUCUCAAAAUGGGACAGGGCAGACGUAUACAAAUGGUCCUUCACAGAAUCCAGUUGCCCUGCAGCAGCUGCCAGGGGUCAGCUAUGGUAUGACUCACCAACCCCCCUACAAUCCAAUGCAGGCCAAAGCUCCCGCACCUUCCGGCCCUGGACUUUACCCUUCUGGGCCAUACCAGCCUGCUCCUCCAGGCAGCUCCUACCAGCCCGCACCACCACUCACUUCUUACCCAGCUCCUCCAGGCCAGUCAAUGCUGACCAGGCCUCUAAUUGGAACUCCACCAUCCCAUACCCCUCCUCAGUCUGCCAGCCCUAGCCCUGGUCCUAGGCUGCCCCCUGCACAGGCAACACCUCCCCCUCCUGCUGUGUCUUCUAGUGGCUACUACCCAAAUCCCCAACAGCCACAGCCCAUGGCUCCAGCAUGGCAGUAUAACACAGCUCCCCCACCAAUGGGGCCACCCACCUCCAUGAGCACACCUCCCCGCGGCCCCAUGGCUAAUCAUGUGAUCCCAGCUGCAAGCUCGACAGCACCGCCACCACCACCGUCAUCGGCUGCUUACAGCUCUGCACCCCUAGCCCCUGUGUCCCAUAGUGUCACCCGGCCCGCAGGUCCAGGGAUGCCCCCUACGUCUCUGCACACAUAUACCCAGCCAGGCGCUGCACCUCCACCAAUGACUCCCAUGGCUCCCCACACAUACCAACCAAGCAGACCUCCUUAUGGCCCACCACCUACAGGCCCACCACCAACCAUGAAACCUGCACCGCCUCCCACUGGACCCCCAAUGGCCAAUGCCACCUCCCCACCCCCCAAGGCAGAUGGAACUGCGGCUGGCAAUGGCCCACAAGCGCCAAACAGCUAUAAUCAUGUUGACAACAAAAUGGCUGGCCUGCCCCAACCCGGACCACCUGGUCGGCACCUGGGCCACUACCCUUCCCUCCCACCAGGGUACCAGAACACCUCUGCUCCUCACAACACCACCUCCCCCAUGCACCCUGCAAUGCAGGCCGCCACUCAGCCUUAUACUCAAGCACCUCAGCCAUACCAGCAGCCACCUGGUGGCCCAGGGCCAGCCCAACUGAGCCCGUCCCUGGCAGCCAUGAGCCUCCAGUCCAGCACCCCAGAGGCCCUGAGAGUGGUCAACCUGCUGCAGGAGAGGAACCUGCUGCCACCAGGUGCAAUCCCUGCCCCAACACCCUGCCUCCCACAGGACCUGCAGAAGAUCAACUGCAACCCAGAGGUUUUUCGUUCUACUCUGACCAGCAUCCCUCAGACUCAGUCACUGCUCAAUAAAGCCAAGAUGCCGCUGGGCUUGCUGCUCCACCCCUUCAAAGACCUCUCGCAGCUUCCUGUGGUGACAUCCAGCACCAUCGUCCGAUGUAGGUCCUGCAGAACUUACAUCAAUCCCUUUGUCUCUUUCUUGGACCAGAGGAGGUGGAAGUGCAACCUGUGCUAUCGGGUCAAUGAUGUUCCAGAGGAGUUCAUGUACAACCCAGUCAGCAGAUCAUAUGGAGAGCCACACAAAAGACCUGAGGUCCAAAAUGCCACCAUCGAAUUCAUUGCUCCUUCAGAGUACAUGCUGAGGCCACCACAGCCUGCUGUUUACCUGUUCGUGCUUGACGUAUCCCACAAUGCAGUGGAGACAGGCUACCUGAAUGUGUUCUGCCAGUCACUGCUGGACAACAUCAACUCACUCCCUGGAGACUCUCGGACAAAGGUAGGCUUCAUCACCUUUGACAGCACCAUCCACUUCUACAACCUCCAGGAGGGACUUUCUCAGCCUCAAAUGCUCAUCGUGUCUGACAUCGAAGAUAUAUUUUUACCAACACCAGACAGCCUUCUAGUAAACCUCAAUGAAUGCAAAGAGCUUGUGCAGGAUCUGCUGAAGAGCCUGCCAACUUUAUUUCAGAAGACCAUGGAGACACAGUCUGCACUGGGGUCAGCUCUGCAGGCAGCCUUCAAGCUGCUGUCGCCCACCGGAGGGCGCAUGUCUAUCUUUCAGACCCAGCUGCCUAGCCUCGGUGUGGGGGCACUCCAGUCCAGAGAAGACCCCAACCAACGGGCAUCUGCCAAGGACAUCCAGCACUUAUCCCCGGCGACAGACUUCUACAAGAAGCUGGCUCUGGACUGCUCUGGCCAGCAGGUGGCGGUUGACUUGUUCCUGCUCAGCUCUCGAUACUGCGACCUGGCAUCGCUAGGCUGCAUAUCCAGAUACUCUGCAGGGAGCGUUUACUACUACCCCUCCUACCACCACCAGCACAAUCCCGCUCAGGUGGAGUGCUUCCAGAAGGAUCUGAAGAGAUACCUAACGAGGAAGAUCGGCUUUGAGGCCGUCAUGAGGAUACGCUGCACCAAAGGUCUAUCCAUCCACACGUUCCACGGAAACUUCUUUGUGCGCUCUACAGAUUUGUUGUCCCUUCCCAACGUGAAUCCAGACGCCGGCUUUGCGGUUCAAAUGUCCAUCGAGGAAAAUCUAGACGACAUGCAAGUCGUCUCAUUCCAGGCCGCGCUGCUUUACACGUCCAGCAAAGGCGAGAGGAGGAUCCGUGUCCACACCUUGUGUCUCCCUGUGGUCAAUUCUCUGUCGGACAUCUUUGCAGGUGCUGAUGUUCAAGCCAUCUCUGGACUUCUGGCUUGCAUGGCUGUAGACCGCUCAGUAACAGCCAGUCUGAGUGACGCCAGAGAUGCGAUGACCAAUGCUGCCAUUGACUCGCUGACGUCGUAUCGGCAGUCUGUGUUGACCAUCCAGCAGCCCGGCUUGCUCACCCCGGCCUGCCUCAGACUCUUCCCCCUCUUCAUCCUUGCUCUGCUCAAACAGAGAGCUUUCAGGACGGGCACCAGCACCAGGCUGGAUGACCGGGUGUUUGCUAUGUGUCAGCUGAAGUACCAGCCGCUGGCCUACGCAAUGCUGAUGAUCCACCCUGCUCUGUACCGUGUUGACAAUCUGACGGAUGAGGGAGCUUUGAACAUCAAUGAGCGGACCAUCCCUCAGCCCAGAGUGCUGCAGCUGUCUGUGGAGAAGCUCAGCAGGGAAGGAGCUUUCCUCAUGGAUGCUGGAACGGUGAUGUAUCUGUGGAUCGGACGGAACUGCCAGCCCAACUUCCUCACACAAGUCCUGGGAGUUCCCAGCUACGCUGCCGUGCCUGAUAACCUGUAUCUGCUCCCAGAGCUGGACACUGCCGAGUCGCAGAGAACCAGAGCUUUCAUCGGAUGGCUCCGAGACCAGAGGCCGUUCUUUCCCUCCCUGCACGUCAUCAGGGACGAGAGCCAGCUGAAGCCCACCUUUAUGCAGAACAUGAUCGAGGACCGAACAGAGUCGGCCCUGUCAUACUACGAGUUCCUGCUUCACCUCCAACAGCAAAUCUCCAAAUAAUUUUCAGUGGGUCUGUGGAGAAGAGGGAACACUGACACGAGGACAUGCAUAAGCGUAUGUGUGUGUGUAUGUAUGUACAUGAUGUGUGUGUGUGUGGCUGUGUGUGUAUAUGUUUGAAAGCAGUGGGAGUCAGACUCAAGGAUGCCUCUUGCUUCCUCUCCAGCUGUGGCCCACCAUCUCUCUGAGGAAAAGCUGAACUGAUGUGAAAUGUCACUAAAAUCAAAAUAUGUGACAGACAUUGCGAGGACAGAGAGACAAAGAAUCUAUUCUGAUGCUUAUUUGACACUUUUUAACCAGCUGAAGCUUUGCAUUGGAAGAAGAAGAAGAAAAAAAAAGCAAGAAAUCCAAGAUGAUGAUGGUGAUUAUAUAUGUCAGUGAUCGAAUGAAUCAGUGUUUAUUCUCAUAGAACAAUGCUGUCUAACUGAGGUAUCGUUCAGAUACAGUCCAGGCAAACUGAUGUGUAAAGUGUUUUUGUUCCAAAAGCACAGUCGUCUUUACUAAAACAAGUCAAAUGUAUGUUUGUAUGUGUGCUUAAGACUAGGUUUGUGAGGAAGGGUUAGUAUGUCUGCGCUCAAAGACUGUUAUUGAGUGUCACCAGGAGUAUUUGUACACAGAACACCUGAGCUCUAACAACACUCUUAAUAUUGUACCUGAAGGACAGAACGUGUGCUUUUUUUAUUUCCCAGUCAUUAUAAUUGUGUGUCGAACAAAUCUGUAGACUCUGUUGUAAAAGGCAGGAAUGUUGAAGGUGUUUGAAGGUGGAUCGACCUUGCCGUCAUCGCUGCCUUGAAUGUGUGGACUCGGCAGUGGAAAGUCUUUUUCGUUGGUCUGAUCUGUCCUUCAGAAACUCUCUGUCAUCCUCUCUAUCUCUGGACAUUCAGAACACCCCUGAUGACAUCGCUGUUCUGUUUGUUUCUUUUUUUGUUUCCGAUUAUCUAAUAAUUUAUAAGACUCCCUAUCUGAUUAAAUUCUAUAAUUGCCUUGUAUGGGAAGUCACUUUUUAUUAUUAAACCUCUGUUUAAAUACAGACUCUAUAUAUGAAAUAUUUUAAUAUAAUAGGAUAUGGGAAAUUCUUUAACACAGACAUAACAAAGCCAUUGUGAUCUUUUAAUCAUGCUUAUUGAUACUUGUAUAUUGAAAAAGACUGCGUUAUAUAAAGGUGAAGAAAUGCUGAUGAUUUUAGUAUAAACAUUAAGGUGAAAUGACGCUAAGGAAAUAAAAUGUUUGGGACUUUUUAAA
Messenger RNA from Plectropomus leopardus (leopard coralgrouper), 4927 nucleotides. It is a transcript of the gene sec24a, whose product is annotated as SEC24 homolog A, COPII coat complex component. Gene Ontology annotation, cellular component: COPII vesicle coat; endoplasmic reticulum exit site. The record is from RefSeq and is a predicted model, not a curated record. Gene Ontology annotation, molecular function: SNARE binding; zinc ion binding. Gene Ontology annotation, biological process: COPII-coated vesicle cargo loading; intracellular protein transport; endoplasmic reticulum to Golgi vesicle-mediated transport. NCBI's taxonomy places the organism in Eukaryota, Metazoa, Chordata, Actinopteri, Perciformes, Serranidae.